Messenger RNA from Prunus armeniaca (apricot), 261 nucleotides. The record is from the annotation of a GenBank genome assembly. NCBI's taxonomy places the organism in Eukaryota, Viridiplantae, Streptophyta, Magnoliopsida, Rosales, Rosaceae.
AUGUCUCCAAUUUACGCCUUCCUAACGAACGGAACCUUGCCCGCCGAUAAGUCCCAAGCUCGGAAGCUCCGGUACCGGUCGGUAAGGUACGCAGUCAUCGACGAUGUUCUGUACAAGCGAGGCUACACCAUGCCAUAUCUAAAAUGCCUCACAAAGGAGCAAGGGGACUACGUCCUUCGGGAAGUUCACAGUGGGGUCUGCGGUGACCAUACAGGGUCUCGAUCGCUGGCACACAAAAUCUUCCGGCAGGGGUAUUUCUAG